Messenger RNA from Mucor velutinosus, 5067 nucleotides. RefSeq lists its product as uncharacterized. Gene Ontology annotation, cellular component: anaphase-promoting complex. The coding region runs from base 1 to 5067 and encodes 1688 amino acids. Gene Ontology annotation, biological process: protein K11-linked ubiquitination; metaphase/anaphase transition of mitotic cell cycle; anaphase-promoting complex-dependent catabolic process. Lineage: Eukaryota; Fungi; Mucoromycota; Mucoromycetes; Mucorales; Mucoraceae. The record is from RefSeq and is a predicted model, not a curated record. The transcript has 3 exons. Gene Ontology annotation, molecular function: molecular adaptor activity.
AUGCUGAGUGAGCUUGGCAGGUACGAGCCUUAUGGCAAAGUAUUUCUAGAAAACAAACCUCAUCUGGGCCAAGAAUCCAACGCAAAUCCCGUCAUUGACUUUUCAGCCAUCGAUACCAUGGACAAUAAAACGAUACCACCACCAAAGACAAUGCACAAGCUAUUCAGCGUCAAAGACAACACUACUAUAGAUGUGGGCGACCGCCUAGAUGAACGAAAUCUGUAUGAUAAUGGCAAAUUAUACAACCCAGCGUUGCAAUUGGAGCAAGAGGUCUAUGUCAGAGGAUCGACAGUGGUGUGGAGUCGAGCUGGCUGUGUGAUCAAGACAUUUGAUUAUAGUGCAGAGAUCCAACCGAUCCAACAAGUCUUGUUUGCAUGGUUCCCAGUAACAUCAGCAUUCUUCAAGAAUGAUCCUACCAACAAACCUGCCAUCGACGCUGUAUUGAACGACUUUGAAGGUGACAAGUACUUGGUAGAAGGCUACUGGGACAAAAAGGGACCUCAGUCUAUCAUCAACCUCAAGAACGCUGCAACGGCCAAAGAAGAAGACGCAGAGGAUGAAACAGACCCAGUGAAGCAACUGAGACCCUUGAACAAUAUACCCGAAAUCGAAGAGAAAGACGACUCUUUGCAACGACGCACAUUAUGUAUUGUGUUUGAAGACUGUAUCAAGCUACACUGCGAAGAUGGCAUCCACGUUACUGCUCAUAUACCCUUUGAAAUUGACCAUGUAGUGCCGCUAGAUAUGGGUGUUCUGGUCAGUCGAAAGUACGUUCCUGACAAGUGGAAGAAAUCAGCCGGCCGUCCUCGAUCACACAGUAUCACCAAUCUGGCCACACUGGCAGCUGGCGUGAAGAAGCCACCAUCUCCUGAAGACACUUCUUCCUUUUUUGUCACUGUCACCCACCCAUUGAAAGGCGCCUGCCCUGUCAAAUCCAAGGAUGUCCAUCACAAUGGCAUCUCCACAUUGCCUGAACCAUUGACAAGCCCACAGCGAUUGCUGUUUGCCACCACUAAAGUGUCAGAUACUGGCCGCUUACCCGUCAUUGUGACAUUGAACAUCAAAGAGAAUAGACACUACAUUUGGACCUAUGAACGACGCAAAGAGAAGAACCAGCAAACAAUACCAGCACCAGCUAACAUGAUACCACCUGUCAAACGUAAGCCGCACCAAAGCCAUGCCGCACCUACCAUACGAAAAAAGUUCAAACCCGGAGCUCCGCCCAAUGUUAGUCGAAACAAAAAGCAUCAGCAUCACCAGAAGAUAAGCUCGCCUUCACGAUCACAUGCUCAGUUUCAUGAAGACUAUGUAUCAGACGAAGAGGUGCUGCAUGCAAAUGAAGUAGAGAAAGAUAUUUACAACGAAAUGCUGGAUCCUAGUGAGAUUUCGCUUCGAUUGUUAUGGCGAGAACCAGCCUACAAGAUGCCAGUCAAACUGAAAACAAGCAGAAAGGUUAACUCGGAGGCAUUUUUGAUUCAUGAUUUGAAUGGUCAAGAGCUGAUUUGCAUAGUUAAUCAUUCCAUGGGGCAUCUUCAGGUGAUUAAUCUGGGUAAAGCCACGCAUCUAGUGAGUAAUUGCAUUGAGAUGAAGAUACCAGCAAAAUCUGCCGUUCCUAUUAAUGCCACGCGCGACGGCUACAGCGAUCUCCUGUUCCUGGACGCCUCCAACAGACUGCAACUCUUUAUUGACGCUUCCAUGAAGCGCAUUCCCCUGAGAAUGUCCGGUAGUGUCACCGAACUGAUUGAUCCGGUGUAUGAUCGCUUUACUGCUGUUACUGAAAAAGGCAUGAUACGAUGUCAGUUGCAUGGUCGCCCUGAUACGUCGCUUGUCCGAGAUUGCUUUGCUGCCAUUGACUGUGCCAACACGCUGUAUUUUCCAAAGAUACUGGCUCGAUUCUUGUCGCUGCAAGAAACACCUCCAGAUGAUGAUCGUAUCUGUAUCAGCGAGUGGGAGAACUUUUUUGUAGCUCUUUUAUCGUUUCUACGCGUGCAGAAGCAAGGCUAUUAUUACCGCGAACCUAAUUUCAAGAGUAUUUCGUCUCGAGAAACCCAAUUACAACAGAUCCGCGCCUCCAACAGCGACUUUUUGACGAACGAGCUUGGAUUUCCCUCGGCCGCAGCUGCUCAUCACUUUGAUUUUCUCUUGGAUGAAAAUUAUUUCAAGGGCAUUCCUACACGAUGGAUUGAUCGCGUGGUGCAUACUAUUUCAGACGAUGCCACCAUGGAUAUCUCAGUGUUUAUUGAAAUUGUCAACAGUUUGCACGUGGUCUAUGAGGAUUAUCGUAUCAAGAAAUCAAUGAUAGUGCAUGCAAAUACGCUUGGCUAUCUAUUGAUGCAGUGCGCCAUCAUUCUCAAGAACCAAAACUACAUUGACUACUAUGCAAAUCUGGGCAUACAGCCUUCGUUUACUGGAAAUUUGCAUCUUGUAGAUAAUCCCAUUGUCGAUGAAAUCUUUACGGAACCCCCAAACAUUCAAGUCUGCUUGCGACAAAUGACACCUUACACCACAUCGAAUCCCACCCUGUUGAGUUCUUUUGGCGUAAACACUCUGGAAACGUCACUUGGCCAUUGCUUGAAUACAUAUGCCAAAACCAUCAAGGAAUUGUGGUCUUUGUACGGCGCAAUCAACCAUGUGUCUGGCGAUAAAAGCCUGCUGCUGGAACGCAUGAUUCUCCACCGUAUUGCGCGCAAGGACAUUGGCCUCCUAAUCGACUCUCUGGCAACACCCAUUUUGAACGUGCUGGAUGACCUCAAAGCAAACCCUUUAGUGCAUUGGACCAAGGAGGCGUAUAACAUCAUUGGCAGAGACGAUAUCUAUCAACAGCUUCAAAUGAAGAUAACAGUGUGUGACCCCAACACCGAUACGUUCAAGCUGCCCUUUUUAAAGGCAAGAUAUAGACAUGAUUACUAUCAAAAUACACUAUUCUCACACCUCUGGCAGGAUUCUGAUCACCCUCAAAACAUGAAUACCAUGAUGAAAGAUUACUCUGCAACGCCUGUCGUCAAAUGUGUCUAUGAAUCCGAUGUUCUCAACAUGGAAACAGAACGUCUUCGAUUCGGCUUUGGUGGUUUUAUAGAAAAAGUACGCAUCAUGUUGGACGCGACACGUAUACCAGAUCAUAUAGUAGUGGAGCUGCCUGAUCUGAGUGACGAAGACUUGGCGGUAGAACAUCAAUCCCAGGUGGCCAUGCUGGUCCAGCGCACACUGUCUCUCGCAGCAGGUCGUGCCAUUUAUGCCUACGGUACACAUGUUCCUGAUUUGACCAAGGCGCUGCCCUCAGAAGCCAUCAAUUUGUCUGCUAAAAUCUUGCCCUUGCGUACAGUGGUGACAGUGGACGACUCUCAGUGGAGCAAAGAGUUUUUGCACUGGCCCCAAUUCCACAAUGGUGUUGCUGCUGGUCUAAGAAUAUCACCGAAUAAUCAGUGCAGUGAUUCCUGGAUUGACUUUUGUGUACCUCAAGAACUGGACCCUCAAAGCGGUGGCAUCCUCUUGGCUCUUGGCUUGAACGGCAUUUUGAAGAAGCUGCCUCUUGUGCAUUGGUAUCGCUUUGUGACGCAGCAGUGCGAUCUUGUCAAUGUUGGAUUCAUCCUGGGGGCUGCAGUUGCGUACAGAGGCACCAAGGACAUCAAGGUCACCAAAGUCUUGAGCGUGUAUAUCCCAGCACUGCUGCCGCCUGAAUCUGCUUCAUUUAAUCACUCUAAUUCGAUCCAAGCAACUGGUCUGCUAAGCAUGGGAUUGGUCUACAUGAACUCUUGCGAUAGACUCAUGGCGUCUAUCAUGCUGCGUGAAAUUGCCAAGCAUGCUUACACUGACCCGUCUACCCUGGACGCAGAUUAUGAAGGCUGUGCUCUGGCUGCUGGCUUCUCUCUGGGUUUCAUGACACUAGGGCUGGGUGAGAAUGCGUUGCCGGUGGUGGAUCCUCAACUGCGAAACAAACUUCACAGCUUGAUGACAGGAAGAGCGUCCGAAGAAGCGACCAGUUCCAUUAAUCUAGAUGUCACCUCUCCUGGCGCUACAGUAGCACUGGCGUUGAUGUAUCUCAAGACUGAGAAUAGCCGUGUGGCAGAAGGCAUUGAGCUACUCGAGACGAGACCCUACUUGAACUAUGUGCGUCCUGAUUUCCUGUUGAUGCGUGUGGUAGCCAAAAACUUGAUCAUGUGGAGCACCAUUCAGCCUACUUCGGCCUGGAUUGAUGAGCAGUUGCCAGACUUUUUCAAUGAGGACAUGACGGAUGAAAACUCUUCUCUGGAUGUUGAGGUCUGCAAGCAAGCUAUGAUCAACAUCAUCUGUGGUGCCUGUUUGUGUAUUGGCUUGCGUUUUGCUGGUUCCAAGAAUUCUACGGCCUUCCAAACCCUGUUGAAUCGCCUGGACGCUCUGAUCAAGGAGCUGAAUCUGCCUGGAUCAACACCACAGCAACGAGUAACCAAAUGUGUUAUACGAACUGGCGUAGAUGUGCUGUGUACAGCAGCAGCAAUGGUGAUGGCUGGUACAGGCGAUCGAGAACUUUUGCAGCGCUUGGAACAGCUGCACCAUCGAGUGACAAGCGACAUGACCUAUGGUAAUCAUAUGGCUGUUUCCAUGUCGUUGGGCCUACUCUUCAUGGGCUUGGGUGGCUAUACACUGACAACUUCCAAUGAAGCAAUUGCUGGUCUACUGUGCGCUUUUUAUCCCUUCUAUCCAAUGACAACUGGAGACAACAGAUAUCAUCUGCAAGCAUUUCGCCAUUUAUGGGUAUUGGCUGUGGAUUCACGUUGGCUGAUGCCAUUUGAUGUUGGCAACAAGAAACCAUGCCGAGUUCCCAUGAAGCUGGAGAUAUACAAUGAUGACGGAGAGGGCAAAGUACGGCAAGUGCGCAUUGAGGCGCCAUCUGUUGUACCUGAUUACAAGCUCAUCAAGUCGAUCAAACUAGACGGUGACAGAUAUUGGCCACUGUCAGUCAACAUGUUACAUGAUGGCAAAUACCAAAACUCAAUCAUUAAAUCAGGCGUCAUUUUCGUCAAGCGAAAAGACAAAAAGAAGAGCUAUGAAGAAGAUCCCUAUGGUAAACGGAACCUGACAUGGAGAUAA